AUGAAUGAUAUAUUUUCCGAUUUCGAUAUCAUAGAAACCGGGUCGCGUCUUGCUAACCUCCAAUCGCAGGGAAAGAAAGGUGGCGGACAAGCCAGUCGACCACGUCAAGCUUGGACAGAUACACCUAAAACCAAUGAAAAAUAUGAAAGCUAUUACAAUGACCAUGGACUCAUUCCAAAAGAAGAACAAGAUGCUUUCUGGGCCGCCUUGAGAAGAGAGCUCCCCAACAGCUUUCGCUUCACUGGCUCCCGAGGGCAUGCGCUUUCUGUUAAGAAGACGCUUGUUGAUUAUCACAUCCCACAAAUCACCUCCAUCACCUAUGAAGGAAACGUCGUUGAGCCUCCAAAGCCCGUUCCGUGGUACCCAGACGAGUUGGCAUGGUACAUGACCACACCGAAAAAUGUCAUCAGACGCUUUCCUCCCUUUUCGUCCUUUCAGAAGUUCCUCGUCUCCGAAACAGAGGUAGGCAACAUUACGCGCCAGGAAGUCGUGAGUAUGAUUCCGCCUCUAUUCCUCGACGUUAGACCCGGUAUGACAGUUCUCGAUAUGUGCGCCGCGCCCGGAAGCAAAUCUGGACAAUUGAUGGAAUUGCUACAUGCCGGAGAAGAGGAAAGCAUUCGAAAGGCCGCUGCGGAGGUUGAGCAAGACACUUACGAUGAGUCGCAUCUUCCCGAGGGACUGCGAGAUUAUGGUCGUACUACUGGUCUUCUCGUCGCCAACGAUAGUGAUUUCAAACGAGCGCAUAUGUUGGUUCAUCAGAUGAAGCGAUUGAAUUCUCCGAAUCUGAUUGUCACAAACCACGACGCAACUUUCUACCCAUCUAUCAAACUUCCCUCGCCUACCGGGGAAAAGCAACCCAACGUUUACCUCAAAUUCGAUCGCGUUCUAGCGGACGUCCCUUGUUCCGGAGACGGGACAACCAGGAAGAACCCUAAUAUUUGGUCUGAUUGGAGUCCUGCCAGUGCGCUCGGUUUGCACGCAACUCAGAUGCGCAUUCUUGUUCGGGCUCUCCAGAUGCUCAAGGUUGGUGGACGCGUUGUCUACUCCACAUGCAGUAUGAAUCCAAUCGAGAAUGAAUCCGUUAUCGCUGCCGCUAUUGAACGCUGUGGUGGGUCAUCGCACGUUGAGAUCAUUGAUUGCAGCAAAGAGCUCCCCGAUCUAAAGAGAGUAAAUGGGUUACAUACGUGGAAAGUCAUGGAUCGCGAUGGUCGUAUCUGGAACAGUUGGGAAGAAGUUGAAGAGUACAGAGAAACCCAAGGAAUUACUGGACUUGGCCGUUUAGCAGCGACCAUGUUCCCUCCGACAGAGGAUGUCCAUCUCGAACGCUGCAUGCGUGUCUACCCUCAUUUACAAGAUACUGGCGGUUUCUUUAUCACAGUGCUAGAAAAGAAGAAGGAAAUUCGGGCCAAGCCAGAGGAUAUGACAAAAGUUAUACCAAAAGCAUCGGUUGCUGCUGUGGUGGAAGAACUAGACAAGAAGAACCGCGACGGUAACGACGGAUCUAUGGAUAAGAUCGAAGCGCUCGACGAUAUAGUGCUCCCCAGCGAAGGAACGAGAGGCAAAGACGCAACCGUUGCUGAAUCUUCCCACCAGCCUCCAUACAAAGUAACUUUGGACGAACCUUCAUCGAACGGGAAGCGAUUGGCUCCCGAACUAGAAACUCAGAUGCCAGUAAAACGUACGAAGCUUGAAGAUGGUACGGAGGCUAUCCUCGGCGAUCGGCCAGUACAUUCUCCCCCUCCAUCUGCUGUGGAAGGCCAGGAAGACACUACUGAUUACCCGCGAGUGGGAGAUCCCAAGCAACUGGAUAUGAACAUCAGGGCAGCAAAAAGAAAGCCGGGGUUGCCGUUUGAAGAGCCUUUCACUUUUAUCGACGGAAAACAAGAAGAAAUUGAGAAAAUCUUCAAGUUUUUCAAUAUCUCUGACCACUUCCCACGGGAUCGAUUCAUGGUGAGAAAUGCGGCGGGUAGCCUCAGCAAGACCAUUUACUACACGAGUGCACUGGCACGGGACAUCCUGAGGGAAAAUGAGGGACGAGGAAUCAAGUUCGUACAGAGCGGAGUGAAGAUGUUCGUGAAACAAGACGCUCAGAGACCAAACCAAUGUCAAUGGCGCAUUCAGACUGAUGGACUGCAAUUGGUCGAGGCCUGGGUUGGACCCGAGCGUACCGUGACAUUGACCAAGAAGGAGACACUACGGCUUCUACUGAAAGAGUUAUUCCCGCGAUUGGACAAGAAUAAUUACUUGCAUUUGGGAGAAGUGGGAGAAAAGGUCAAGGAUAUGGAUCUUGGGUGUUGCAUAUUGAGAGUGGAGCCAAGUGAUAUUGAGGACGGAUUCCGGGAACGAAUGGUCAUCCCUCUCUGGCGAUCAAUGUACUCUGUCAACCUCAUGCUUCCCAAGGAAGAUCGUCGUGCGAUGCUUCUUCGGCUCUUUAAUGAUAGUGAGCCUGUUGUCCAUACGCAAGUCAAGAAAGGUCCAGUGGUAGGUGAUGGAGAAGCUGAUUCGAGUGAGAUGAGCGAGGCCGUCGUAGGAGACGCGGUAACAGCCACAGCCGACCCGGAAAUGGUAUAUGACGAGAUUGUAAAGGACAUUCCUACCGGCAAGACGGAAGAGGACAUUAUCAAGACGGAGAAUCUCCUUCGUGGAGAGGAACAGGAAGACCUAAUGGCUAAAAGGGAAACGUAUCAACGUGAUGGUGAUGAAGAGGAUCGAUUCAAUACAACGGUUUAG
Talaromyces stipitatus ATCC 10500 is the source of this 2730-nucleotide messenger RNA. RefSeq names its product methyltransferase (Ncl1), putative. Bases 1 to 2730 code for a protein of 909 amino acids. The record is from RefSeq and is a predicted model, not a curated record. NCBI's taxonomy places the organism in Eukaryota, Fungi, Ascomycota, Eurotiomycetes, Eurotiales, Trichocomaceae. Gene Ontology annotation, cellular component: nucleus; cytoplasm. Gene Ontology annotation, biological process: tRNA methylation. Gene Ontology annotation, molecular function: tRNA binding; tRNA (cytidine-N5)-methyltransferase activity. The transcript has 3 exons.